Molecule: messenger RNA, 5098 nt
Organism: Caenorhabditis auriculariae
Lineage: Eukaryota; Metazoa; Nematoda; Chromadorea; Rhabditida; Rhabditidae
Source: the annotation of a GenBank genome assembly
AUGGCAGCGCCGCGGGUGAAGCGCGACGAUCUGCAAGGCCUGCGUGGCGUCGCCAUCGCCGCCGUCAUUCUAUUCCAUUUCUUCCCUGCAUUAUUCCCAAAUGGAUAUGUUGGAGUUGAUCAGUGAGUUCAAACCGUAGUUUAAAAAAUAUAUUUUUUUUUUCAAGUUUCGGAGUAAUUUUUAUGCUGCUCUAAUGUCGUUAUGUUUUCACUUCAACAAGCUCAUAAAAAAAUUCAGUUUUUUUAUCUGACUUGAAAUAAAUUCCAUAUUAUCAAUACUCAGUUUGCAAAAAAUUGUAGCCCUUGGAGAAAAAGAUCAUUGGAAAAAAAUUGAAAAAGAAGAAAGGUAGAAGCCCUGAAACUUUGAUGCAUGUAAUCUGUCUGAAAGUUCAGACUCCUGUCUUUAAAAAAAUUCCGGACGGAAAUCCGUUUUCCGGCUCUGAUUAUUAAACACUUGUGUAUUUUCCCAUCAAGGACCAUUUUUGAUAGCACUAUUCCAGAUUUUUUGUACUAUCCGGGUUCCUCAUGACAAUGAUUUACGGGUCGAAAGAAAUCACAAAGGAAUCAACGAUCGAUUUUUAUUAUCGACGGGUAAAACGGAUAUUACCGCUGUAUCUAUUUGUUAUCUGUUGUGGUAGGUUCUUCUUGAAUGGUUCCAAAAAAUCAGUCGUUUCAGGGUUAAUAUUUGUCUGUUUCGGGUUCCCAUCAACGUUCUUUCCAAUAAAUGUCGAUUCGGCCAUAAAUUCAGUGAUAUUAUAUUCAAAUAUGGCACAUCACACGGCGAGGAACGAGUAUUUUGUAAUGGUAAGUAAAACAAAACUUUUAAUUAGCAUCUAGACUGUAAGUCACGGCGUUCUUGUCAGUGAAAGAAAAUGCAGAAGUUCGAGUAUGCGAUAGUGCGUCUCGGUGUGUUUACACCCUGAGCAUCAUAAUUUACGAGAAGUCUUGACUUGAGUAUUAAAAAACGCCGUGAAGUGCGCACAUUUCUCUUUAUUUGAGUUCUAGUUAUAUUGUAGAAAAUUUUUUCAGCGAUCCCUGAAUAAAUAACAGCUAGAAAACAAAUUGAUUCAUGAUACAUCUCGAUUUCGCUUUCUGCGCGUCACUUUUUGUGUAUUGUGUGCACUGCGUACAAAACAUUUUAUUUUCGGCGCAUUUGGUGUCGCCAUGAGUGCACAUUGUAUGCUUAAAAAACAACAAAAAGUCAUGAGAUUUUGAGAGCUCCCAAAAAGUUUUCCAGUUGCGACAAGCCGAAGACGUCUUCACCCACACAUGGUCUCUCUGUGUGGAGAUGCAGUUCUACGUGCUCGCGCCCCUGUUCUUCCUCGUCUUGUCCCUUUUACAGUCCGACUGGCUGUCCAGCACCGUAUACCUAUGGGCGAUCCUAGCCGCUUCUCUGGUCUUCCAUUUGGUCGCAGAUGCUCACACCUCCUUCAACAAGUUGGUUCUGAUUAUUCGUCAUAAAGACGUAUAAAACAGGCUUGGGAAAUUUUCAGCGUUCUUUGCCGUAUUUGGCAGUUCACCAUGGGUUGCAUGGCCUUUUUCGUAUCCGAUUAUUUAUUAACCAUCGAUACGAAGCCGAUGGGUUACGACCAGGCGAAUCUCCUGGACUCUGAAGCUGAGGAGGACAAAGAAGAUGGUGAUUUUUCCGAUGUAAUUAUUUUCUAUCCAGUCUCCCAGCUGAAAUCUAUUCAUUUUGAGAAUAAAGUUCAGAUGUGGAAGACUUGGAGCUGAACCGCCCGCCUCCAAAGCCAGAACAACGUCUUCCACGGUUCCCCUUUCACGUCAUCCAUUUUUGCUCGCUAGUCAUAAUGCUUUUUUGUGCAUUUUCUACAACCACCAUACCACCACCAAUAACUCGAAUCGUAAGUUAGUGACCAACCAAUCAUUGACUUGAGAAAAGAGGAUCAGUCAAUAGUGUUCCUUUCGCAUAUCAGCUUUUUUCUUGACCUCCACGUAAAAAAGUCACUGGCAUAUGCAAAAGUGGUUCGGGAGGCCGAUACAGUACCGGGAAGCGACCGUUAGUGAGGAAGCCACCGGGUUACUUAUUAGCUACUUACACAGGCGAAUCGAGAAGGUACCAUAAUGUGUCCAUAAAGGUACCUCUCCAAAUGGAUCGUGAAGGCCCCGUAAUGUGUCCAUCGUGAGACCUCCAGCAUACUUUUUAGCUAUAUCUGAACCAUCUCGGAGGUACUUCAGAGUCUCUCCCAAGCCCCUCUCAUUUUGCUCGAAAUCCUCAGAGGAAUCCUUGAGGUACCAUCGUGAGACUUCUGAGACUGCGAGAUACAAAUCAGAGGGUCUCGCGACAUCCUUUCUCGGUUUGCCUAUGUACAUGGUACCGGAAGCAUGCGCCCCUCGGAGAUCCUACCCAGUAGCAUCGCGAUACCUCUCUGGUAGUAUCUAGGUACCAUAGUGGUAGCACCCGGUCGCAAAAAAACGAUCACCGACUACAACACGCCGAUUGACUUUGAAGUUACUACCCGGCACCUACUUGUACCGACCUCCCGAUUGACCAGUGUUAUAAUCCUCUCAAAACAGCUAUGAAUCGACUAUAUCCUAAAAUCAGAAGAGAAACAUUUAUUUCAGGCCACCACUCUAUUCACCGGCAUGUUGAUAGCUUGCGGCGGUCUGGUUUCAAGUCACGCCCUCCAGAACAAGUAUUUUUAUCUGUUUCACUUGGAAAGACAAAGAAAUUUCAGACACAUGGUGUACCUGGGCGACGUUUCCUACUGCCUUUACUUGGUCCAUUGGCCGAUCUACGUUUUCGUCAAGCAUUACAAAGAAGGCGACGUUCCAUGUAGGCUAUUUUUGAGAAUACAGUAGGGAGAACCACUUUUUUUCACGGUUUUGAGGGACUAUUUUAUUAUACGUCCUAGACUUUUUCAAAUUAAAAUUGGACUUUUACAGCUUACAUUCUGGCCAUCAUCGCUUCCUACACGAUCGCCGUCUUUUUGAGCGAGACAUUCGAAAAAUUCUACUUGAAGUUGUCAGCAAAGCCGAUUUUCGCCAUGAUCUUCGUCUUUUACUUAUUCGUUGCAUUGGCGGCUUUGCUCCAAGGUAUUUUUACCUUUAUUAGGAUUAUUGAACUUGAUAUCCGUUGCUUUGAAAUGCUCUUUGGGAAAACAAAAAUUCAAAACUUGAAAAGCCAUCGCAGUUGAUAUACAUCAGGCAAAAGUUGGGAAGUUCCUGCUUUCGGUUCCUCGGAAGGUGCUUGGAAGCUUUCCAGCAAGUGUUCUUCCACAUACCUUCUUAACACCUCUACUUAACAAAAAGCCUGCCGGAAGCCUUCCAGAUGCACUUCAGCUGGCUUCUGGCAGGCCAUUUUCACCUUCCAAAUACCUUCCGAACAAUUUCUAAAGGCCUUCUGAAGACCUUCUAGCUUUCAUUCACCUUCCAACCUCCUGCUGGAUACCUUCCCAGGGUUUUGCCUGAGCUGUCAAUUUUGCAGAGCCCAUAAUGAGCCAAGUUGAACGGCUAAAGUACGGAGCAGAAAAGGCGGUCAAUGUUUCGGAGGUCCAGAACAUAACAUUAGGUCAGUUAAAAGAAUGUUGAGUCUCACGCUCACUCAGAUUUCAGAAGAAGCAAUCAAAAUCAACAACAAAUGGGCUCGCGAGGAGUACAAAAUGCUCAUUUUGCAACAGUGUUUUCCCAACAAAAAUGAACACGGCUACUGUGAAUUCAACGUGAGUUUGAGCUUUUUUCUGACGGCGAGUAUUGUUUUUCUUUUGUUGCAGAAAACAACGUUGAACGGAAACUUGAACAUGUUCGUCUUGGGCAACAGUUACACGGCAAACCUAGCCGGACUGGUCUACGAGAACUUCAAGGAAAAGGCCAAGAAGAUGAGCAAAUUCAGUCAGAGCUGUCCGUUUGAAACUUGGAAACUAAUUCUCACAGAGAUGAAAACUUUCCAGAUUGUGAAGUUCUAACAAUCAAGGCUGGACGUUGCAAAGCGAUCAACAACGAUUAUUUGAAGCGUAUUAGCGAUGCGAAACCGGAAGUUCUUUUCAUAAUUGACAAGUAAUCAGCAAUGCUUUGAUAUUUCUGAUGAUGGAUAAUAUUUUAGACACGAUAAACUGAAUGAUCCAGUUCAAGCGCCGGUCGCCACCGACAAAAUCUUCCUGGAGGCCCUUUCUACACUUCAUGUCAGUUAUGAACAGUUUAUACAUAGGCAAAGUCGAAAGAACCCUUUACGGGCCCUUUGAGGGUCCGUUUUGGGUGCGAAUGGUUUCCAUUAAUUGUUCCUAAACGGGUGGCAACGGUUUCCUUUUUACUGCCUUUUUCCAUCCUUUCAUCGGCCUUCAUUCACCCUUUUUGGAACCUUUUGAGAAGGACGACAUUUUUGAAAUUGAGAAAAAUCUUCACCAGUGACUGUGUAUGAACCAAAAUGUGUAACAGUAACAAAAUAGAAAAUUAUCAAUGGCCGUUUAACACCCCUUUUUCACCCUUUUUUGAGGCUAUUCAGUCCACCCAGAAAGAAAGGCUUAAUAAAAGCCGCAAAACAGUAACCAUGUAGUAGUCAUUUUGCACCCGUUUUUCGCACUUCCGACUUUGGCAGUGUAGGGCUCAAAGGCCUUGAAAAUGUACAAGCUUCUUUCAGAAUCAUUUUUGAUUUAGAAAUACGAAUCAGUGGUGUCCAAGAAGAUUUAUAUGAUGGAUUCGAUUCCCCUGCCGGCCACUCGUUCCCUAACCGUUCUGGCAACUCUUCUGUCUCACAACGACACAAUCAACGAUGUAAAAACUCUUUGUAACCUGGGAAAUUUCUCAAAAACCAUUUACAGAAAGAAAUGAUGCAAGACCUGAAGUAUACGAACGGAAACUUGAGGCUGAAAGAGCUUGUUAGCAGGUGAACAUUUCGAAACUUAUCUGCAUUUUUUUAUAACCUAUCCCACGGAACUUCAAGAUAUUGAAAUCUCAAACCAAUUUCCAGGUGUCCCAAAUGUGAAUUGAUCAACACCUCGUCGUCGUUUUUCGCGGAUGGAGCCAUCAAAUUCUACGAUCACGAGACUAAUCUCGGUUAUUUCUUCGACGGCCAGCAUCUGACGCCAGCCGGCCAGAAACUGAUCAACCACGCGUUUGCUGACGCCGCCAAGACUCUCAAGUGA